CCAAACAACUCCCCCGCCAUCACCACAAUGUCCACUCGAAACCGUAUCCCAGCGUACAGGUCGAGCGUCGGUCGCACUUCACUUACGCAGGACCUCACGAGCAGUGCUAUCGCAUUUGACACCCUUCCACCUUACAAGAAACCUAGUCACCCAUUGACGAUCCGCGCUCAAGAUCAGAUCAAAGCUCUCAACGGCCGCCCAAUCGAGCAGAUCAAGGAGCAUAGCAAAGAAGCAGAGAAACGCCUUACCAAUGCGGCAGAGUUGGUCAACGACAAAGCGCGUGAGCACAAUGAGAAUAUUGCGAAGCGUCGUAAGCGGUGGGAUCAAGGCCUCGACACAAAACACCAGGAGAAUGAGGAAACAUGGUCUGCACAAUUUCAGGAAAAAGCCGAUAGCAUCACAGCGCAGCUGGAAGAGUCAAUGAGGGGGGUCAUCGAUACGAGCGUUGGUGCAGAGCGCAUGGCAGAGUCGAUCAAAUGGCUGCAUCAGCACGCGCCGGGCAGGCUGGAACAAGAGUUUAACACGCAACAAAACUCUCUUUCGCAAUCACAGCGGCGGAGGGAUACUCAGAUCUCAGAGGUAGUGUCUGACGGUCCCACACCUGGGCCCACACCGCUCGACGGGUCAAGACCUGUCCUCUCAGGUAUCGGUGAGAUCUUCGAGGAGCGCCUGAACCGCAAGAAGGACGAGUACACUAGCCGGUCACUAUAUGAUCGGUAUGCAGAGAACAGGGCGUAUGCAGAUUUUAAAGCAAUGGUACACGACGCGAAGUAUGGAAACGAAGAAGCACCUCCGCGGGAAACUUGGUUCCCAGAACAGGGACUGCCUGCCCUAGGUGUUACUCAGCGCGGUGCAGACGACGAAGAGGAUGACAUCGUGGUGAACAAAGCAACCGUCAGUACGAAAUGUCCGGUGACGUUCCAAAAAUUCAGGGAGCCUCUCACGAGCUCGAAGUGCCCACACACGUUUGAGAAAUAUGCCAUCAUGGAGAUGAUUGGGCGCAGCAAGACGAAAGUAGGGAGUGCAGGGAACAGGUCAGGUGGAGAGAAGGCAGUUGAGUGCCCUGUCCCUGGAUGUAGCCAGGUGAGUACAGAUGCCGAUCUGAUGAGGACCUCGCUAACGUGUCGAUAG
Periconia digitata is the source of this 1131-nucleotide messenger RNA. Lineage: Eukaryota; Fungi; Ascomycota; Dothideomycetes; Pleosporales; Periconiaceae. The record is from the annotation of a GenBank genome assembly.